Messenger RNA from Pygoscelis adeliae (Adelie penguin), 708 nucleotides. It is a transcript of the gene PAQR6, whose product is annotated as progestin and adipoQ receptor family member VI. Gene Ontology annotation, molecular function: signaling receptor activity. The record is from RefSeq and is a predicted model, not a curated record. Gene Ontology annotation, cellular component: membrane. The transcript has 6 exons. Lineage: Eukaryota; Metazoa; Chordata; Aves; Sphenisciformes; Spheniscidae. The coding region runs from base 1 to 708 and encodes 235 amino acids.
AUGCUGACGAUAAAGCUGCCACAGAUCUUCAUGGUCCAUCAGGUGCCUCGGAUCUUCUGGGAGGAUGGGAUCAUGUCAGGGUACCGGCACCCCAAGAGCUCAGCCCUUGACUGCAUCCUCAGCUCCUUCCAGAUGACUAACGAGACAGUCAACAUCUGGACGCACUUCCUACCGACCUGGUAUUUCGUGUGGCGCUUCCUGGUGCUCUCAUCCUCCCUGGAUUUCUGCCAGGAGCCCUACCACUGGCCCCUGCUCAUCUACCUGCUGCUCGUCUGCCUCUACCCCUUUGCCUCCAGCUGCGCCCACACCUUCAGCUCCAUGUCAGCACGUGCCCGCCAUAUCUGCUACUUCUGCGACUAUGGAGCCCUCAGCCUCUACAGCCUGGGCUGUGCGUUUGCAUUUGCUGCCUAUGCAAUGCCAGACCACUGGGUCAGUGGUGUUUUGCACCACUACUUUGUCCCAGCGGCCGCUUUGAACUCCUUUGUCUGCACCGGCCUCUCCUGCUACUCCCGCUUCCCUGAGCUGGAGCGUCCCCGGCUGAGCAAGGUGCUGCGGACAGCAGCUUUCGUGUACCCCUUCCUCUACGACAACAUCCCACUCUUCUACCGGGCUUUCACCAACGCCCCAGCAGGCAGGCUCCAGCGAGCCCCUGCUUCCCUGGCUGGCAAACUCCCGCUGAGACGGGAAAGAACAACUCCAGAUGGGUAA